Molecule: messenger RNA, 987 nt
Organism: Phoenix dactylifera (date palm)
Lineage: Eukaryota; Viridiplantae; Streptophyta; Magnoliopsida; Arecales; Arecaceae
Source: RefSeq, a predicted model, not a curated record
CGGCCGCCAACGGACCCUGUCGGCGGGCGAGCGAGCGAGCGGCUGGAGAGCGAGAGUAGGAGACUCCUCCUCCUCCUCUCCACUGCUUCCUUCCGCUCUGUUCUAUCUAUCUGUCUCUUUGAUCUCUUCCUGUGGCCUUCUGAAAGGAAGGAUUCAGUUUGUUUCAGGGUAUUUCUCUAGUGAAGUAUUUUGGGUCCUGCUGUUCUUUAGAAAUGGAGUACUUAAUGAGCAUGAUGGCACAUUCUUCAGUUACAUAUGUUUCCCAAGCAAGGCCGAAAUGUAAUGGAAAGAAUUUGGAGGAUGAAAUGAAGGAGCUGGGAAAGUUGAGAACAGCCAUCAUGAUGGAAAAAUGCCAGAGUGGGGAUGAAGUUGUCAUCUGUCCUAUACCAAGGAAAAGAAACACCGGGACCAUAUUUUUGUCAAGCAGAGACCAUAAUGAGCUGAAAGUUGUAGCAGAUCCUGACAUUAUUAUGAGCAAGGCUUCACCACCCUGCUUUUCUUGUUCUCCACCAAUCAGAGCAAGCAAUCCUCUCAUUCGAGAUGCUCAUUUCCGUGAGCCAAGGGUGCAAAGGGCCUCCCAAGUGCCAGUUAUUGACAAACUUGCCGAGGAUUUUGAUUGUGCCAAUUGUGACUCCACCAUGCAAAAUAUCGUGACAAUGGCCUGAAAGUUCUACCUCCAUUUCCAAUAAUUCAAGGGGGAUACCCUUUCUUACCCUGAAACUUUGUCAAGGUUUUUUCUUUUAUCUGCAAAUUGGAUGGUGUAUAUAUUGGAGUUUCGUUCUGAGGCUUCUUAAGUUAUAUUGUCCUCAUCAUGUUGGCCAUCAUGUAUAUAUUUUGAUGGCCACAAUCUAUGAUCAUGAGCCAAUUUUGGUGAAUAACUACCUCAAUAAUUUUGCAUAGCUGGAAAUGUUGCAGGGUGACCUAUUCUACUUUGUGGUAUAAAUAAUUUUAAGAUCCUGGCUAAUAAAUUCCCGUUCCAUCCGAGUA